AUGUUAAAGUCGGUGAUAAUAUUUUCAGUGUUUCUGACUUGUUGUUAUUGUUUGGAAGGUAAUGAUCUGUCGGUGUUUGAGGCUAGAGCAAAAAAGAAAAAGAGUUCUAUCAAAUUGUUGGGUCUCAUCCUGCUAUUCGUAUUCUCAAAAAUGGCAAUUUUUAAAGCUGUAUCCGUGUUCCUCAUGAUGACGUUUUUCCAAAAGCUGUUCUCCAUCGGUGGCCUAGUGUUCCAGUACUUUAUGAAGAUGAAAGCUGAGAAGUCGAAGCCGGCGCCUCUCUACGGGGCCCCCCCGACCCAGAACUACGACACUGUGGGAUACAGCUACGGUCCACCUGAGCACGAGCCGCUCCAUCAGGAGGGUUACCCUGGGAAGAAUGUCGCAGUCUCUCUCGACUGGCUUUUGAAUAAACAUGCCAAUUAA
Messenger RNA from Pararge aegeria (speckled wood butterfly), 423 nucleotides. RefSeq lists its product as uncharacterized. The coding region runs from base 1 to 423 and encodes 140 amino acids. Lineage: Eukaryota; Metazoa; Arthropoda; Insecta; Lepidoptera; Nymphalidae. The record is from RefSeq and is a predicted model, not a curated record. The transcript is spliced from 2 exons.